This is a messenger RNA of Penicillium griseofulvum, 1107 nucleotides long. RefSeq lists its product as uncharacterized. The record is from RefSeq and is a predicted model, not a curated record. Lineage: Eukaryota; Fungi; Ascomycota; Eurotiomycetes; Eurotiales; Aspergillaceae. The coding region runs from base 1 to 1107 and encodes 368 amino acids. The transcript is spliced from 5 exons.
AUGAUAUAUCUAGAAUGGCGAACACUUGACGAGGCCAGCAUGGACCAACUCUUACAGUCAUAUGCUGUGAACCCGUCCCCAGCUGCUAAACCAUUCUCCGGACGUCAUAUGCUUGUUUUCUUUGCACCCUUGGUGCCUACCGAGGGUACUUCAUAUGGCUCACGCAUUCUAAUGACACAAAGAAAUGCCAACCAGCUCCUUGAAAGACUACAAGUCAAUCCUUUGUUUGCAUUAAACAUGAUCGGUCGGCCAGAUUACUGGGCACCUCAAACCCAUUGGGAAGCAGAUGAUAAAGGGAGCUUGCAAGCUUGCGAUCUCUUUUGCCAACAUCCUCGCUGGAACCUCCAAGCCCAGGGAGCUCCAGUGUCUGUUUACGUACGCCAUGACAUUACUCGGGACUUGACAACAUACAUCAUCUCGCAUAAAGAGUUCGACACCUCCAUCGCCACGCUCAAAUCUAUACUGAAAAUUGCACUCAAAGUCACAUCCCCAGUUAACAAACCAGCCGUCUUUAUGGAUGGUCCAUUUGACAUCCACACCAUCCUCUCGACACUUUCCUUCCAAGCUUCUAAAUUCCACGUCAAGUGUUUCCAGCGGUUUAUGUGGAAACACAUAAACAAAGUCGAAGACCACCUCGCAGGCCUGGAAACUAGCGACCGCACUAAACUCGGAGACUUAACAAAGCAGCUCCAAAUCAUAUCCUCAAAUGCAGAUUCACAUAUCGCCAAUGCCGAUGUAGCAAUCAUCACGGCUCAAGCUAUUCGAAAUGCCCAUUUGCGUCUCACCUCGUCACUCCCUCAAUCCAGCCCAUUUAUAAGCCAACGAGCUGAUGAUUCGAUAUCCUAUAUUAUCUCCUCCGUGGAGAAACAGAAAAUCUGGUUCCUAAACUACAAACAGCGCAAAGACAGCACCAUGUCCCUGGUUUACAAUCUCGUAACCCAGCAAGACGCUAGCAACAAUAUGCAGAUCGCUCAUAGCAUGAAGCAAGACUCUACAUCUAUGAAUGCAAUCGCUGCCCUGACAAUGGUCUUCCUGCCUGGCACCUUUGCAGGCACGGUGGUUGGUGCAGGAGUUUUCGGCGGUGCUAUUAAAGACACGGGGUCAUGA